Daucus carota subsp. sativus is the source of this 1838-nucleotide messenger RNA. Its product is annotated as probable trehalose-phosphate phosphatase F. NCBI's taxonomy places the organism in Eukaryota, Viridiplantae, Streptophyta, Magnoliopsida, Apiales, Apiaceae. The coding region runs from base 452 to 1615 and encodes 387 amino acids. The record is from RefSeq and is a predicted model, not a curated record. Gene Ontology annotation, molecular function: trehalose-phosphatase activity. Gene Ontology annotation, biological process: trehalose biosynthetic process. The transcript is spliced from 13 exons.
UACUCAUCAAACUCUAUAAAUACCCUCCUAUUUUCCUUCCUCUUUUUUCCCUUCUUUCCUUCUUCCUCUCUCAUUUACUCUCUCUCUCCAGGGCUUUUUCUCUCCCUUCCCUCAUUUGCCUGCCGUAGUUUUUUAAGAAUAAGCAAAGCGUGCAGUUAGUUUCUUUUGCUGGUUACAAAGGAUACAUUGACCAGGACAAUUGGGAGUUUCAACAAAUAAUGCUUUAUUGCUUUGUAUAGAUGCAAUAUAACUCUGGAGAUGAGAGGGUUGGUAUUACAUACUUGAUGGACUUCUCUCCAAGUAGCAGUGACAAAAAAACAUUGAAGAGGUGGUUUUUCAUUGACAAGAGGGUUGGUUAGAGGUUUUCUCAGUUCUUCAUAUAUCUUCCAAAAAAGACGCCGUCAAAUAUUAACAGCUUAUUAUAGUUAUCCUUGGAAGUUUUCUUCAUUCUAUGGAUUUGAAAACAACCAAAGCAUCCCCUGUCCUUGCCGAUCCUUCAGCUCCUAUAAGCAAGUCCAGACUAGGCAUGCAUUCUAGUCUGAUGCCUUAUUCGCAGACGGGAACAUCAUUUCCUUCGACCAUACUGACUAUACCAAGAAAGAAACCGGCAAAGCUUGAUGAUGUUGGUUCCAAUGGUUGGCUUGAAGCUAUGAAGUCAUCGUCACCUCCUCGCAAGAAGAUACUAAAAGAUCCCUUUGCUGGGGUUUCUUCAGAUGAUGGCGAGUGUGCCUACCACUCAUGGAAGCUGAAGUUCCCGUCUGCCCUUUUCUCUUUUGAGAAAAUUGUAGACUAUGCCAGAGAUAAGAAGAUAGUUAUGUUUCUAGAUUAUGAUGGUACACUCUCUCCUAUAGUAGAUGACCCUGAUCGUGCUUUCAUGUCUGCUGAUAUGCGUUGUGCUGUUAAGAAUGUUGCAAAGCAUUUUCCAACAGCAAUUAUAAGCGGAAGAAGGCGUGACAUGGUCUCUGAGUUGGUAGGACUAACAGAACUCUACUACGCUGGUAGUCAUGGUUUGGACAUUAAAUUCCCUGUUAGAGACAUACUUACAGCAUCCAUCGACCAUCCAAAUAUGGAAAAAUUCUCUGACCAGCAGGACAAGGAGGUUAAUCUCUUCCAGCCUGCUAGAGAGUUUUUGCCCAUGAUUGAUGAGGUUUUUAGAACCCUUGUCAAAAUUACUAGUGACAUAACUGGUGCAUUAGUUGAGAAUCACAAAUUUUGUGCAUCUGUACACUAUCGUAACGUAGAUGAGAAGAGUUGGGCGACAGUUGCACAGCGUGUGCAUGAUGUAUUAAAAGAUUACCCUCGGUUACGAUUAACUCACGGGCGGAAGGUAUUAGAAGUUCGCCCUGUGAUUGACUGGAAUAAAGGGAAAGCUGUUGAGUUUUUGCUUGAAUCAAUGAAUCUCGGUAACAGUGAAGAAGUGCUUCCUAUAUACAUUGGAGAUGACAGGACGGAUGAAGAUGCAUUCAAGGUAUUAAGACAAGGUAACAGGGGUUAUGGCAUUCUUGUCUCUUCUGUUCCAAAAGAGAGCAACGCCUUCUUCUCGCUCAAGGAUACUGAGGAGGUGAAGAAAUUCCUCAAGUCCCUUGUGCGGUGGAAGGAGAAGAGUAUGUUGUAGGUGUGUUGUCGUGUUGAUGCAAUGGAAGGAAAGUUGGCUACGAGAUAAUGUUAGGAUAGUUGCAGAAUAAUAGAUGUGCUUAUUUUGUUAGUUCUAUAAUAAAGCAGUAAAGUCUUUGAAACUUUCCUUGUGAACUGCUUGGAUUGUUUUAAUCUAUCAGAUGAAUUUGGAAGAUAAGUUGUACUUUCUAGUUUCUAUAGAUGAAUCUGCUUUAAGUCUUUUA